AUGUUGCCGUCCACAUGGAAAGGAGUUUGGGAUGCUGGUUAUAAUAAAGUUCUUUAUCCAUAUGCAAACAAUGAUCUUACAGCUCGUACACAUGACGGUUAUCUCAAAGCAGCCCGAGAAGCUUUGCGCAAAUCAAAUGGUGGUAAAGAAGUAGCUGUGGAUGGAAUAAAAGGUCUAUCAUCUUUGCUUCAAAUAUUUAAUUAUCCUACACAGAUCAUUUAUGACUUUAUGCAUCUUGUGUGUUUGGGUCAUAUUCCGUCUUUGAUUAAUCGAUGGUGUACACGCAUAGACAAAAAUACAAUACUGAAGAUCGACAAUAAACUUCAACAAUUACGUAUUCCUCACAACAUGAAAGUUGUUUUUCUUGAAUCUAUUAAAAUGGCAUGGCAAUGGAAAGCUAAAAACUCUCGUCUGUUUGUGUUACACGUCGGACUCUUACAUGCACCUCAAACAAAAGAAGAAAUAUUACUUGCUGAACGUCUGCUCGAUUUUUAUUGUCGCACAGCGUCGAAUGUGCAUAAUUCAUCUAUUGAAAUAUUUUCUCUUCAUGCACAUCUUCAUCUAGCUUAUCAAGUUCGUCAACAUGGCGGUUUAGCACACAUGUCAGCAUUUGCUUUCCAGUCAGCAAUUCGCUACAUAAAGAAAAAAGCUCGUGGUUGUAUUAGACUCGCCUCGCAAAUCGCUUAUUGGGUCGAUAUGCGACGCGUGACACAAUCGAACAAGUUUAGUUUACCAAAAGAGUGUCUUAUGAACGUGAGUAGAAACAAGACAGAUUUGAAAAAAUACAUUGUAACAAUCAAACUUAUACACAAUCGCUUAUUCUGUCCGGUAUGAAAAAUGUACGGCAGGUUAGAAAGAGAUAAAUGACCAUGUCGUAUUGUCUUUGUUUUCUCAUUCAAAUAAUG
Molecule: messenger RNA, 905 nt
Organism: Didymodactylos carnosus
Lineage: Eukaryota; Metazoa; Rotifera; Eurotatoria; Philodinida; Philodinidae
Source: the annotation of a GenBank genome assembly